UGUCAAAACCAAGAACUGACUUUUGGCGUCACCGGAGCGGGAGGUGAAUUUUCCACUUAUUUUCGCCGCGGUAAAUCAACAUUGUGGAGUUAAUGUUAUAUCGCUAGAUAUCUUACUGUUUAAAGAAAUCGUCUCUACUGCCAGAAAAUAUACGCCGGCAAUAUGGCACAUUCCGUGCACUCAGAGCGGAGCAUUCAUGAAAUGUUGAAAGAUACGCCGCCAAUGAACGAGAGCACAAGUGCAAUACAUUCGGGAACCGAGCCAAAACCCUUUAAAGCGCCCAACAGUUUGCCUUUACGCAACGUUUCCGCCCCAGCGACCCCCAUGUCGCCAACUAGUCCCACACAAAAUGGCAAUGGAAAUGGCUCAGAUUCGAAUCUGCUGAGAUCUAGUGCAUCGAAAAUUGACACUAUUAAAAAUUGGAGCAUAUCCACGUAUAAGUGUACGCGGCAAUUGAUGCUAGAAAAGCUGGGCAAAUCGCAGCGCACCGUCGAUUCUGAGUUGGAAGCACAAAUCGAACAGCUACGUGAAACGCAGCGAAAAUAUUUGUCGAUUUUACGUCUGACUCGUGCACUUAGUUCACAUUUUCAUCAUGUUGUCGUUACACAGCAUGCUCUAGCCGAAGCAUUCUCCGAUUUAGCACAAAAAAGUCCCGAGCUGCAGGAGGAGUUCACAUAUAACUCGGAAACACAAAGGAACCUCACGAAAAAUGGUGAAUUAUUGCUAAGUGCAUUGAAUUUCUUCACAUCGUCCGUGAAUACAUUGUGUAAUAAAACGAUCGACGACACGUUAAUAACGAUAAGACAAUACGAGACGGCAAGGAUUGAGUAUGACGCAUAUAGGAUGGAUUUGGAGAAUUCCCGGCCAGAGCCUCCAAAUAGUCCAAUAUCAGAAGAUCUGCAAACGAAUUUCGCUAGGCAUAAGGAACAAUAUGAGAAAUUACGUGCCGAUGUAGCCGUUAAGAUGCAGUUUCUGGACGAAAAUAGGAUUAAAGUAAUGCAUAAACAACUAGUGUUACUACACAACGCUGUCGCUGCAUAUUUUUCGGGAAAUGCAACCGCUUUGGAGGGAACAUUGAAACAAUUCAACAUUAAGUUGAAAUCUCCUAACUCGGUAACAGGCUCCUGGUUAGAGCAGUAGUAUUAAAACAAGUGACUACCAAACCUCUUAAUUAACGAAUUGACGAAAGGUUCACCAUGCCAUUAAUUUUAUUUAUAAACCUCAACAAACGAGCAAGGAAACGGAGAAAUUCGAACAAGUUGAACUGGACGGAAAAUCUCAAAGCUAACAAAUAUCAUAAGAAGAUUAUUGAAUGUGCAAAAUCUUAAGUCCAAUGUGUAGUUAGGCUCUCUUUAUAUUUAUACAUAGCGAUUUCAUACAUAUAUAUAACAUGUAUUCGUUAAUUCAAUUCCGUACUAAAAGAAAUACUGAUCGAAAGCCAUAUACCCAGAGAGAGGAAGGAAAGGAGAGAAUUAUUUUCACACAAUCGUUUGAAAAAAAGCUGCAUGUCUUCACUGUCCAGUGAUUUUUCCGUAGUUUUAUCAACGACACAAUGAAACAAUUUAAUGCGAUUUCAUCAGAGAUUUCUGUGCAAACCUUAUGUACAUUAACUUAUUUCUUUUUCUUUAAAAACGACUAUAGAACCUGUGAUUGUAUUUUUAAUUUUAUUAUCAUUUCGCUUACAGCGGCUAACUGCUGCAUAUUUUAUGUACCAUUGGCCUCGCUUUAUUUCUUCCCCAAAGUGAAAUUAUUUUCCAUUAGAAUUUAAGUUGAUAAUAAGAUAUAUAUGUGUACGUAAUGUAUCUUGACUUCAUGUAAUCCAAUAUUUUUAUUUAAUCUUAGCAAAAAUAAAUUAGAGCAUCAAAUGUCUAAUAAAAAUUGAAUAUCGAUUCAUAAAGCUUUUUUAUGCCAUUUUUUUUUGUAGUUUUGUAACCCAAUUCCCACCGUUUUUCUGACAUACAAGUUGCAAUGCUUGCGCAUUUCGUUGUUAGUUAAGCACAUGCAAUUUUUUGCUUUUAAGCUGUUCGACACAGGUUUGAGUAGAUUACAAACUGAACUCGUCGCCAAG
This is a messenger RNA of Hermetia illucens (black soldier fly), 2068 nucleotides long. It is a transcript of the gene Arfip, whose product is annotated as arfaptin-2. The transcript has 6 exons. Gene Ontology annotation, molecular function: phospholipid binding; protein domain specific binding. Bases 163 to 1140 code for a protein of 325 amino acids. The record is from RefSeq and is a predicted model, not a curated record. Lineage: Eukaryota; Metazoa; Arthropoda; Insecta; Diptera; Stratiomyidae. Gene Ontology annotation, cellular component: trans-Golgi network membrane. Gene Ontology annotation, biological process: regulation of Arp2/3 complex-mediated actin nucleation; intracellular protein transport.